AUGAAAUUGCUAGCAUCCUUCACUUCAAUCCUGGCUGCAGCAUCAGCUGGCCAAAUUUUCAGCCAACCACAGGCCGAGCACUACGCUAAGGCUGCUGAUAUUUACCAAUCAGCUGUGGAGUACCAGCCGGCUGCUUACAGCGGCCAAUCGCAGGCUUUUGCUGGACAUAAUAUAGCCUAUCAGGAGCGGCCAUCAGCUGAGAAGUCAGCCAAAAUCCUGUCUUACCAUUCCGAAAACGACGGUCAAAACUACCACUACGCUUAUGAAACUGAAAAUGGGAUCAAAGCUCAAGAAGCAGGUCACGCCGGCAAAAGCACUCAAGCCGAAGGAGCUUUUUCCUACACCGGUGAUGAUGGCCACACCUACACUGUGACGUACACCGCCGAUGAGAAUGGAUUCCAUGCCCAGGGAGCUCAUCUCCCAACAUCUCCCCCCAUUCCCGAGGCCAUCUUGAAGUCCUUGGAGCAGAACGCUAAAGACGAAGCCAGUGGCAUCUACGAUGAUGGUCACUAUCACGAUCAACAGCAACAGCAACAUCAGCAACAACAGCAACAGCUGCAACAACAACACCAGCAGCAACAACAGCAACAGCUGCAUCAGCAACAUCAGCAACAGUUGCAGCAGCAACACGUGCAACAGCAACAGGUGCAACUGCUGCAGCAGCAACACCAGCAACAGGUGCAACAACAACACCAGCAACAGGUGCAACAACAACACCAGCAGCAAUACCAGGCCCAAAGCUAUGAAGGCUACCAGCAAGAGGCCUAUGAAGCUGCAUCUGUUGGGGCUGGUUACCAUCAUUGA
Danaus chrysippus (African queen) is the source of this 804-nucleotide messenger RNA. Lineage: Eukaryota; Metazoa; Arthropoda; Insecta; Lepidoptera; Nymphalidae. The record is from the annotation of a GenBank genome assembly.